CGAAUAGAGGUCUGCCGUAAACCUCAACAACAAGAUCAACACUAUCUUCAAUAUCGCCAGACCCACCACACAACCAUCCUCACCCGCACAAAUCCCCCACCGCCAGUACUACUGUCUGCAUGUCGCUCACAGCUAGGAAUUGACCCUAUCUUAUAUAUCCCCAUGUCCAUUUUUGAUCGAAGUAGACUAAUAAGGUGGCGAAUGGGUUGGUUACCGGCCCGUCCUGCUGGCUGCACUCGGUGCCAUGCCCCCCAUGCAUCUCGAAGCCAUCUCCUCCAAUGCCUUUCCGUCUCUGCUCGACUGAAUUUGCCACCGACGAUUGAGCCUAAUCCUUUGGAUUACUUUCUCAACACAUAUCUUCCAACAAAAAAGCCUUCUACCUCACCAGCUGAGCGCACUCAUCCUUUGACCGCUCAACACCAACACUUGACUACUUAUUGGCCGAUUCUAUGCCAAAUAAUGCUUGAAAUUGAUCAAAUAUGCCACCCUGACGCUGAAUUCACAGGUGCGGCUCUCAUCACUAGUGGC
Mycotypha africana is the source of this 528-nucleotide messenger RNA. RefSeq lists its product as uncharacterized. NCBI's taxonomy places the organism in Eukaryota, Fungi, Mucoromycota, Mucoromycetes, Mucorales, Mycotyphaceae. The transcript has a single exon. The annotation marks the transcript as partial. The record is from RefSeq and is a predicted model, not a curated record.